GUUUUCAUUACUAUGGUUAGACGAAGAACGUUUUAAUUCACUGCUGCUGCUGGGAUUUUGUGUUUGAUUUGAGUAAAAUGAGUAAUCUAACUUAAUAUUAGCCUGCAAUUUACGUGGAUAUGGCGUUACUGGAGACAAUGCUUUGAUAUUCGCGCCGUGGAUAAUGCCUUUGUGUCCUUUGCUGGACUUGUGAGAGAGCCUCAUGAAAAGGAUGCUGCUAAAGGUGCCUCAGAAGCUGCUGAAGACGGCCCACUACAUCGAGCUGGGCAGUUAUCAGCACUGGCCCGUACUCAUACCUCAGAGGAUACGACUGUACACGUAUGAACAAAUCCCUCCAUUCCUCAAGGAGAACCCCUACAUCACCGAUGGAUACCGGGCCCACCUGCCAUCCAAACUCUGCCUCAAGAGUAUUUUCAUCUUGUCCAAUGAGACGGUAAACAUCUGGAGUCACUUGCUGGGCUUCCUCCUCUUCUUCUCACUGGCAGUCAAUGACCUGUGCACUGUGCUGCCCUCCUCCGGAGCCAACAGGGAGGACUAUGUCAUCUAUGCCAUUGGAUUAUUCUGCUUCCAGGUGUGCAUGCUGUGCUCUGUGGGCUACCACCUGUUCUCCUGCCAUCGCUCGGAGAAAACCUGCCGCCGGUGGCUCUCGCUGGAUUAUGCUGGAAUUUCAGUGGGCAUCCUAGGCUGCUAUGUUCCUGGAAUUUUUUACGCAUUCUACUGUGACGCCUUUUGGCGGCAGGUGUACCUGAUGACCGUGCUGUCCCUGAUCCUGGCCGUGUUCUGUGCUCAGGUGCACCCUCACUAUCUCAGUAAUGACUGGAAGAGGAUCCGCAUGGCUAUCUUCUGCUGUGUGGCCGGGGUCAGCGUGGUGCCUGCCUGCCACUGGGUCUGCCUCACCGAUGGAUUAACUUCUGAUAUUGUACAGCUGUUCCUCCCUCGAGUGUUAAUCAUGUACCUGAUUGCUGCAUCAGCUUUCCUCUUUUACGUCACAAAGAUCCCUGAACGGUAUUUCCCAGGCCAGCUGAACUACCUGGGCGCGAGUCACCAGGUGUGGCACGUCCUGGUGGUCCUGAUGUUCUACUGGUGGCACCAGACAGCUGUGUACAUUAUGAGGUUCAGACACAGCCAGCCGUGCCCAUCCCAGAGAAGGAGCAGCUAAGUUAAGUCAACAUAUCACAUACACUACCAGUCAUAUGUCUAGACACUCCUUUUCAUGUAAUUCAUUGAUUAUGACCAUUUACAUGGUAGAUUCUUGCUGAAUGCAUCAAAGCUGUGAAUGAACACACAUGGAAUGUAGUAAGCGAAAUAAGUGUGGAAUAGCUCUAAGCAUUUUUUAAAUAUUUUAAAUUCUUCAAAAUAGCAUUUACCCUUUGCUUUGUUCACUGCUUGGCAUUCCACUAAUGAACCCUGACAAGGCUGAAGUGAGAACCAUUUCAGGAGACCUCAUUAUGAAGCUCAUUGAGAGAAGGCCAAGGGUUUAGAGCAUUUUCAACAAAGUAAAGGGUAACUACUUUGAGGACUUUUAAUAUAAAGCAUGUAUUAAACAUUUAGUUUUGUUUUUUUUCUACAACCUCAAUUCCAAUGAAGUUGGGAUGCUGUGUAAAAAAAAUACAGAAUACAAUGAUUUGCAAAUCCUUUUCAACCUAUAUUGAACUGAAUAAACUACAAAGACAUUUAAUGUUCAAACUGAAACUUUUGUUUUUAUGCAAAUAUUCACUCAUUUUCAAUUUGAUGCCUGCAACACGUUCCAAUAAAGCUGGGACAGAGCCAACAAAAGAAUGGGAAAGUUGAGGAAUGCUCUAACCUGUUUGGAACAUUCCACAGGUGACCGGGUUAAUUGAAACAAGCCUGGAACGUGUUGCAGACAUCAAAUUGAAAAUGAGUGUAUAUUUGCAUCAAAACAAAGUUUAUCAGUUUGAACAUUAAAUAUCAUGUCUUUGUAGUUUAUUCAGUUCAAUAUAGGUUGAAAAGGAUUUGCAAAUCAUUGUAUUCUGUAUUUUUUAUUUUUUUUUUAAGUUUUCCAACAAAGUUGGGACGCUGUGUAACUGGGGUUGUAUAUAACACUGAAGGUGUGUCCAAACCUUUGACUAAAAGUGUACAAGGCCAGCUGAUUGUGUAAAAUAACAUUGUUUUUAACUGGAGGCCAGUAAUAGCAUGAAAGUAUUGGCACAGAUUCAAGGUCAGUAUUUCUGAAACAAAUAUUACUCAGACUCUGAAAUACGAGCACUGAACAAAGUGGCAUCAACUUUAUAAACAAUGCAUGAAUCAAAAUAUUAAUGUCGAAUGCCUAAAUCUUGAUGUUUUAAUCUUUUAUUUGAUACUGUGUUUUUGUACAUAUCAAACAAUAUAUUUUCAAAAUGUGAAAAAAAAUCAGUUAUGUCUGGAAGUUUGAGCUGCAGGUACAAAUGACAAAAAACUGGCAUGAAACUGAUAACAAAGGUAUAGCACUAUAAGUUAUUGAAGAAUAUAUAGAGGCACUUACUGAAAAUAAAAUGGAAAUAUAGAACAUUUAGACAUGCAAUGGUGUAAAAAUUUAGCGGGUUUUGAAUCAAUUUAUAUAUUCAUAGGUUUCAGAGUGAUGAAAAACAGCACAAUUCACAUAUCAAUUAACAAUUCAAAAUAAAAUAUCUUUUUAAAUGGUUAAAAUCCUCAAAAUGCCGCCUUUACAUUCAUAAAACUGAAACCCAUGAAUCGAUUAAGAGUUAUUGAAGAAACACUUACUAGUAUCUGUCCAGAAAAUAAAACGAAUAUACAGCGUGCAAUUGAGUAAAACACAACCCAGCUAGUUAAUGGAAUUGGCAGUAAGGUUUUUAAUCAAUUUAAAUAUCCAUGGGUUUCAGAGUGAUGAAAAACAGCACAGGUAACAUCAAUUAACAAAUGUCGCCUUUACACAGGAAACUGAAACCCGUGAAUCCAAUCUGAGAAGACCAUCUACAUUCUCAUUGCAAUUAAUUAGCAACGUGAGGCAGCAGUUGACCUUCUAUACACGGAUUAUUACAAUUCAGAGAUUUAUAUUUGACUGUAUUUCAACUCGCUGUAGACAGAUGGCGCUUUAUUUAUUUUUGAAGGGAAAAUGAGCUACGCAAAUCUUUUUUUGUUCUUGAUGUCAGGGUCAUUGGGCUAAAUGUGCUGGUCAGACAUCAGGACAUCACUAAACAAUGAUUUCACUGUACGUUUUAUGCAUGUUCUCUGCCUUAUUUCAUAUGUUUGUACUGUGUAAAAAUAUACAAAGUAACUUAUUUGGAAUUACUGUUACACCACUUUUGAUGAGCCGAAAAUGAACAAUCAGGUGCUACAAGUAUAACCAUAUUUUGCCUUUUAUUUUGACGUGUGAAAAUGUAUAUAUUGGUUUGAUUAUCAUGAACUGCUUGGUCUGUUGGUGGAAAAAAAACUUUUCUUUUUUUUGUUUUGUUUUUGAUUGACUGGAGAAAUGCUGGCACAUGAAAUACUGAUAUGUCAGUGUAAGUAGUACAAGUAUAAUAUUUAUUGGAGUGCCUAUGUAAAAAUCUAUUUUUAAAUACCUGGGGAUGAAUAAACGAGAAUGCUGUACAUAAA
Molecule: messenger RNA, 3555 nt
Organism: Periophthalmus magnuspinnatus
Lineage: Eukaryota; Metazoa; Chordata; Actinopteri; Gobiiformes; Gobiidae
Product: progestin and adipoQ receptor family member 3-like
Exons: 7
Coding region: 203-1159 (318 amino acids)
Cellular component (GO): membrane
Molecular function (GO): signaling receptor activity
Source: RefSeq, a predicted model, not a curated record